Acaromyces ingoldii is the source of this 3576-nucleotide messenger RNA. RefSeq lists its product as hypothetical. The transcript has 2 exons. The record is from RefSeq and is a predicted model, not a curated record. Lineage: Eukaryota; Fungi; Basidiomycota; Exobasidiomycetes; Exobasidiales; Cryptobasidiaceae. The coding region runs from base 1 to 3576 and encodes 1191 amino acids.
AUGGCGUCGACGACUGCGCCGAACCCGUCGUCGAUGGCCGCUGCUGCCAGCAGCACAAGCGGCGGCGCACCCACCAUGGCGGCCCCGAGCACGGUCGGCAACGGCGCCAGCGGUCCCGCGAUGGGGGGACCGGCGAUGGCGACGGGCAGCGGCCAGGACUUUAUCCUCUUUGACGACUGGAGCAGCAAUGGCCAGCAGCAGACGCCAGGAGCAGGCCCGGGCACAAACAUCGGCCGGUCCUCGGCAUUUUUGGACCAUCGAGGCACAGGGACAGUGGCAGGUGCUGGAGCGGGCGCAGCAGAGAGCAGAGGAGGCCAGAGAGGAAUAGCAGGAGCAGGAGAGUCGCCCUUUUCGAGCCCGUCUUCGAGACCGGACGACGACUUUGGCCUCAACCAUCCGCCCAACAGCGGGACCCUGGCCUCGUCGACGGCGGCGCCCAAUCGCAAGAGGGCGAGGGGCCAUGGGUACAGCAGCAGCUGGCAGGGCGGCAGCAUCACCCAGCAUGUCCAGCAGCAGAAGCAGGCCAGCAGCCGAAACAGCCUCAGUGGGGGCAGUGAGAGCGGUGGAUGGAGCGGGUCGGAAACAUCGCCGAGGAAUCCUCCCAGCGGCUCAUUUGGCCCACCGAUCCACAGCCUCUCCCUUGGCGAUGACGGCUCCUCUACCUCGCCGGCGUCGUCCUCUGUCAAUGCGACUGCGGGCGACUUGGCCAUGAUGCCAAGCCUCUUUCCGACGGCGGCCGCCCCCACUUCCACGGCAAUGACGGAACAGCAGCAGCAUUCACAGCAUUCACAGCAGCAACUACAACAGCAGCAGCUACAACAGCAGCAGCUACAACAACAACAACAACAACAACAACAACAACAACAACAACAACAACCACCGAGCUGGGCCAGCAGCUUUCAGACUCCAUUGGCGCGUACACCACAGCCGCAACAGCCCUUGACGCAGCCGUCGAUCGACGAGCAAGAACGGGCAAGAAGGCAGGUCCAGGCCGAUUUGGCCGGUGUUGAUUCGAGGGCACUCCGAGGCCCGCUGCGGGAUAUUCAGCAGCAGGGCGCUGCUCUGCCCCCUUCGUUGAAUGAGCAGGCUGUGGCAGCCGCAGCCGCAGCAGCAGGUGCAGGUGCAGGUGCCACGCCCGUCUCGUCGACCUCGGCGGCCGGGCUGCAACCAUCGGCGUUGGCCCAGCAGAAUCUCCUCUUCCCCGGCCUGGGUGCUGGCAGCAACACGUCCUUCCAAGGCAGCUUCUUUCCACCCCAAAGCAUCACGCCGACUGCUCUUGAAAACAACAACAACAACAACAACAACAAGCAGCAGCAGCUACCCAAGAGGCCAGGCCAGCCGCGUCGGAGAAGCGGCAGCUUCGAUGCCAGCUUCCUGCCCACAUCCGAAGCGCCCAUGGGAGGCAUUGAAUUUGGACCAAACGGAGUUGGUGGGGCAGGGGCCAGCGGUGGACCCAGUGGCGGGUCCAUGUACCCCGGCUGGAUCGGCCAACCGACGAACAACUUCAACGCCUUUGACCUCCAAGGGCUCGACUUCAGCUCCAUGUUCUUUGGCAAUGGCAACAACGCCUACCUGCAGCAGCAUCAGCAGCAAGGGCAAGGGCAGGGGCAAAUUCAAGGGCAAGAGACGUCAAAUGACCAAUCGGCGGCUUUGCAGCAACAGCAACCAGGAAAGAGUGCUACCUUCAAACCGCCCAUGAACCGCUUCUCCACCGAGCUGCAGCGCGCUGUCGACCGGGCCAGAGCGCAAAAGCCCGUCCGUCGGCCGCUGACGAGGGAUCGGAGCGGGCUGACCAUCAGUCCCCAGGAGGCCUUUUUAGACUAUGACUCGGUCGAAUCGGCCAUGCAGGCCUCCGGGGCGGCCCCGAUGCAGAGCCUCUUUGCGACCGCGCCGCAUGCACUGCACGACGCCCUUGCAAGGGCUGCGCAGCAGCACCAGCAGCAGUCCGUCCCUUCGUCCAUCGAGACGGCAUCCAGCAAAAAGGAAGGGCAGCGCGGACUCGAGGGCACACCGAGCCUCGUCGACGAUGGGAGCAGAGGCAGCACGACGAGUGCGAGCAGAGAGACGAGCACGGCGCCGAGUCCGCCGCUGCGAGCACCGUUUGACAGGACGGACACGGCGAGGCCGUCAAAGGCUCAGAUGCAGAGUAUGGCUGCGCAACAGAGCAAGAUGGCCACACCGCCCUCUGCCGCCAAGAAGGCCGCGGACCAAGAGGCGACUUUGCGGCAAUCGCACGGCGAAAAGGAGAAGAAGAUGCACAAAGAUGAGACGAGCGCCUCGUUGCAGAGCCAGGACAGCAGCGAGGCGUCUCCAAGCCUCUUCAGUCCCUCUGAAAGCACGGGCAGCAGCACGGACGACGAGGACGAGAAACCGUAUGUCCCCCAGGACGGUGGAUCCGGAGGAGCGGGUGAUGGGAGCGGCGGAGGCCGUCAAGGCUGGACAUCGCCGUUCCGUGCGCAGAUGGGCGGAAGCUUGGCCGAUGCGAUGGGCGGGAGCCUCGCUUCCUCGUCCUCGUCAUCUACCUCGCCGGAUCCCAGGGGAGGACAGGCAAUGAAGCAGGGCCAUGAGCCUGGGCUGACUGGUGUUGCAGCUGGGCUUGAAGCAGCGACGACCGAUGGUGGUCAGUGGGGCCACGUCACCUGGCAGCCGUGGGCCUCGAGCAGCGGCGGGCAGCCUCCUGCGCCUCACAUGUCAGGCCCGCGCUUCUCUGUCGUCUCGAGCAGCUCGAGCGAGUCCGAGGACGAAGCACCAAACCGCCGCCGCAGUGGCGGCAAGACUGUGCCCGGCCAGCCUCCGUCUUCCUAUCAGUCUGGAGGAGGUCAGGGUGGCAAGGUGCAUCCUUCGCAGAGGAUGGUUGGUGGCUACAACUACAUGCCAAACAGCAACGAAAGCGGCCUCAGCAUCGGUCAACAUCCAUCUUUGGUUCCUGAGCAUCGAAUCCAACAGCAGCAUCAACAGCAGCAGCAACAGCAGCAGCAGCUGUUGGCAGGUCAAGGCCAGAGCAGCGAUGUGCCUCUCUACUCGAACGCGGACGACAAUCAGGGAAGGACCUCGAUGCACCACCAGCACAAGGGCAGUGACGCCAAGAGCGACAGCCAGCAAAGCCUGGACGACAAUGCGAGCCUGAGCCCCUCGAUCCGAAGCUCUGCAAAGCCCGUUGUGCCUGCCAUGAACGCUCCCGGGUCUGUCUCGAUGGCCAAAGGACAGCAGCAGCAGCAGCAGCAGCAACAACAUCAUCAUCAACAUCAUCAACACCAACCGCGAGGCUCGUUUUCCUCCUCUUCGGCGGCGUCGUCGUCGUCUGCGCUUGAGAGCGACGAGUGGGAGACGGGUGAGGACGAAGAGGACGACGAUGACGACGAUGCAGACUACGGGCGACCAGCGGCGGCGCCCUCGACGCGCGGAGGCGCUUCGAAUCGAGUUCGAAGAGGCGGCGGUCGCAAGAGAAAAGCAUCAGACGAGCGGUGCCAGCAGCAACAACAAUCAUUUGACGCUCUGCGACUAUGUUUCGCCCCUGACGGGCGAAGUCUGCGGGGUCGGUUUCCACCGGCCGUACGAUCUGGCGCGCCAUCGUGA